AUGGCUUCACCAGACGAUAAAUCACUCGCUUUGAAGGCAAAGACAGAUUUGGUCAGGAGGACAUUCAACUAUCCAGAUACAGAGGUUGUUAUACAGGAUUAUGCUUGUUCAUUGAAGAGAAUGAUUCUGAUACCAGGUCGUAUUUAUAUUACAACAAACUAUGUAUCAUUCAUGCCAGUGAUUGGUGAAUCAAUCGAAUCAGUGUCCUUUAGAAAGGUCAACGACAUCAAGAAAGACAGUACCAUCUUCCUCAGUACAGCCAUCACCUUUGAAACCACAGGACAGAAUAUAUCAUUUGGAUCGUUCAUGCAUAGAGAUGAGGCAUUCAACUUGAUAUAUCACUUUUGGAAGUUCCCGCCUAUAAUCUAUGAAUCAAACUCGGUCGACGACGAACAUAUGAGACAGUUCAACAAACAGAUUAGUGGUAGCGGAGGCAACAACAGCAGCGGCAGUGGAUUGUUUACGACGAGCAGCAGAAGCAGUGGAAGCUUUGGCAACUCUAGUCAGGGUAGCGGUGGCUAUAACAACUCGCCUGGUUCAGGCACCACUUCCGGAAGUGGACAAUACUAUGGCGGUGGCGGCGGCAACAGGGUGUCUGGCGGCAGCAAUAAUGGAGGUGUACAACAACAAACACAAUACACCAAGGUUGAUACAGAGAGCACUAGACAGGCAUUGAGAAUCGCAUUGGAGACUCGCGAGACUGGUAUUUCGACCAUGCACGAGAUGUCCCAUCAAGCAGAAAUGAUCGAUCAGAUCGAGUACAACGUGGAGAAUAUACAUGGCAAUCUUGACAAGUCUGAACGAUUGCUCAAAGGCAUCGAGUCAUUUGGUGGCGCAAUAUCCAAUGCCAUGUCCAAAGAGAAGGUGCCCGAUAGACAGCCAUACCAAUCAGUGGAUCGAUCAUUAAAGGUCAGACCAAGAGAUGAGCCAUCAGUGGAGAUCGAUAUACUUGAGAAGUUACCGAAUGAUUAUGUACAACCUGCAUUCAUUCAGAUAUCCAACGACAAGUUUGUAAUAUUAGAUAGCAAUAGAAAGCCAACACCAACAGGAAUGUAUGCCUAUGAUCAGGUAGAGUUCUUGGUCGUACGUGCCAGACACUUCCACUUGGAUAUCAGGUUCUUGGACAAGUCGAGAUUCAGAUUUGCAUCAUCCUACAUCCAGAACAUCAUCACAGAGAUUGUACUGCGUGCCAAUGGCAAGGUGGGACGCUCACCCAAGGUCAUCUUUGAGCCAGGCGUCACACCCUUUGCCUACGGCGACCCUACCAUCCGAUUCGUACCGAGCGGAGGCAGCAGACAACAGCCACUCUUUGGUCGACCAUCUCAUUUGGGCGUGUCCAACUUUGCCAAGAAUGCACCGGACGAAGUGAGGAACGCAUUGAUCGAGCAAGACAAGGACCUAGACGAGAUCAGUGCACUACUAGGUGACAUACAUGGCAUUGCCAAGACAAUUGGAUAUGAGGCCGAUCGUCAAUCAGAGCAACUUGAUCGUGUCACAACAAGAGUGGACUAUGCCAACGACAGACUAAAGAGCAACAAUCAACGAAUACAAAAGAUGCUA
Molecule: messenger RNA, 1560 nt
Organism: Acytostelium subglobosum LB1
Lineage: Eukaryota; Evosea; Eumycetozoa; Acytosteliales; Acytosteliaceae
Exons: 5
Cellular component (GO): plasma membrane; SNARE complex
Molecular function (GO): SNAP receptor activity
Source: RefSeq, a predicted model, not a curated record